Molecule: messenger RNA, 1278 nt
Organism: Plasmodium berghei ANKA
Lineage: Eukaryota; Apicomplexa; Aconoidasida; Haemosporida; Plasmodiidae
Product: conserved Plasmodium protein, unknown function
Exons: 1
Coding region: 1-1278 (425 amino acids)
Source: RefSeq, a predicted model, not a curated record
AUGUAUGUAAAAAAAAAAAUAAUCGAUUUUUACAAAAGUAACAUGUUUGCUUUAAGUUUAGGAAGUACAUGGGCUUUACUUAUAAGUAGUGGUUGUGUAUUCAGUUUGAAAUAUUUUAAAAAUUUUGAAUAUAGACAUAUAUAUAUAGUUGAUGCUAUUAAUAUUGCAAAACUACAUUUAAAUUGUACAAAUAAUGAUGAAAUAAAAAUAAUAAAAAAAAAAGGAAAUGUUGAUUCGUCCAAUCAAAGAGCAAAAUGUGAAAUACUUUUUUCUUUAAAAGGGGAACAAUUUUUGGUUAAUAUAAAUUCGAUAAAUUGCCAAAAAAAAAAAAAUAAUAAUAAUGAUAUGGAUGAAGAAGAUAUAGAUAUUUCAGAUUAUAUUGAAAAUCCAUAUUUAAUUAAAAAAGCAAUUAAAUCAUUUUUUUACAAAAUCAAAGCAUUUAUUAUUCCAUUUAUUUCUAGUAAUAAUAAUAAUAAUAAUAAUAAUAAUAAUAAUCAAAUAAAAGAGAAUAAUUUAUAUGAUGAUAAAAAUAAUAACUCAGAAAUAUAUACAACUAACCAAAAUAAAAAAGAGAAUAUAGCUGAUAAGGAUAAAGAAACAAUUCGAAUUAUCCAGCAUCAAUACCCAUGGAAAAUAAAUAAUAUUAUUAUUGUUAAAAAAAAAAAUAAUAAUAUAAAUGAAUAUAUUAAUAAUAGUGUAAUAAACAAUAUGAAACACGGUGAAAAUAAAAAAGUGAAAAAUAAAAAUACUAUUCCAAUUAUUGAUAUUUUUUACAAUUUCAAAACUUUUAUUAAUAAUUUUUUUUAUUAUAAUUAUGAAAUAUAUCCAAUAUAUGGUAAUCCAAAAGAAAACACUUAUUAUUAUAAAUAUGUAAAUAAAAAUCGAGCAUUUAAUAAGACACAGAAAUAUAUUGGGAAAAUUAUGUUGUGUGCGUUUUGCUUAUCAACUAUUUUAGCUAUAAAAAGAAUUCAAAUAUAUAAAAAUUCUUAUUCAGGUUUAAAUUAUGUUAAAAAUUUUGUAUUAAACAAUAAACAGCUUUUUCAUAUUUUAGGAGAUACGCAAAUACAAAUCUUAAGUACAUCUGGAUUAUAUAAACAAAAUUAUGUAAAUAGUAAAAUAUUUUUUCAAACUUCUCAAAAAAAUGGCAUUGUUCAAUUAAUAGCUACAAAAAAUCAAAACGAUAAGACAUUUACUUUAUUGCAUGCUAAAUUACUUUUAAAAAAUGAUGUUAUAGAACUGAAAAAGGAUAACAGUAUAGUGGGUACAAACAUAUAUUAA